Molecule: messenger RNA, 618 nt
Organism: Olea europaea var. sylvestris
Lineage: Eukaryota; Viridiplantae; Streptophyta; Magnoliopsida; Lamiales; Oleaceae
Product: photosynthetic NDH subunit of subcomplex B 4, chloroplastic
Exons: 3
Coding region: 100-477 (125 amino acids)
Biological process (GO): photosynthetic electron transport in photosystem I
Cellular component (GO): chloroplast thylakoid membrane; NAD(P)H dehydrogenase complex (plastoquinone)
Source: RefSeq, a predicted model, not a curated record
GGAUACAAAUGGUUCUCUUAUCCAUUCCCCCGUAAACAACAAAAGGCAAGAAAUGAGAAAUUAGAAGAAUACUCAAACCAAAAGAAUCCCAUCUCAUCAAUGGCUGACACUAUAAUGAGCUUCUCAUUUAUCAAUCCUCAUAUCCAAACAACAAAACUAGACUUCAAUUCAUUUCCAAGAAAACUUAGGCAAUGUUCAAAUUCAACAUUUGGCUGUGGCAACAGGCAUCAGAAAAUUUACAAGAGAAGUUCCACAGUUAAAGUAAAUGCUUUACCAGAUUGGCCAUUGAUGGCUGUUUUAGUUGAGCAUAUGGAAGGGCAGAGAGACCUCAUUACCCACAAGUCAAUUUGGCAUCUUAGCGAUGAGGCCAUGAAGAAUGUUUGUGAGUACCUUUUCCUCAUUUCUAAGCAUUUUUUGGAUUUUAUCAGUUUCCAAUUCCGGUAUGGUACGGACAAAGCCCCAGAUGGCCAUGAUUAAGAUCUUCAAGGACAUGUUGCAUAAAGGAUAAUCAUUGAAGGCAUUAUUUGUUUCGCAGUAAUUGACAGCGUUAAUUUUUAACUUAAUUUUUUACUUGAUACACUAACCGGUUUUGUCUGUCUAACAAAUUAGAUAUGACAU